AGUUCCCUCAGGUUAUCUCCCAAACAUGUCAAACAUACUGAACCCUCGUAUGACAGGGCGUUUUGUGAACAGCCAAUCAAAACACAUCAAAUGUAACUCACGUGGGGUCGACAAAGUCGCUGAGCUCAUCUACAAAGCCAUUGUAAAUGACGGAUUUGGCAGGAAAAUCUGGCAGAAACACGAUUUGAACCCUCAAGGCCAGAGUGAACAAGACAUGAUCAAUUGGAUAUUUUUUGUAGACACUGUUAAUUUCUCAUUCUGGCCAGAGGAGGGUGAAGUGAAGUUUGGGGUAAAAGAUCACAAUGGUAAAUUACAAACUGGUUACUGGAGUUUGUGUGCGGCUGUUAAUCGAGCACUAAAAGUAGGUAUACCUGUGACUGAUGCAGAGUUCAUGGCUAACGCUACUAAAGAACAGCUUGAAACAAUAUUCAGGUCAGACACCGAGGGUAAAAUUCCUUUAUUGGAAGAGAGAUUAAAAGCGAUUAACGAUGCAGGUAAAGUUUUAUUAGAACAGUACUUUGGGUCGUUUUCAUUCUGUGUCAUGCGAGCUGGUAAAGACGUGCAGAAACUAAUGGACAUAAUAGUGGACAACUUUGAGUCAUACCGGGAUAUGUGUAUGUACAAAGACAAAACAGCUUCAUUCCUCAAACGGGCCCAGAUACUUGUGUCAGAUAUCUGGACCUGUCUAGAUGAAGGACUGGGAGAGUUCAAUAACAUCCAGAAUAUCACCAUGUUUGCGGACUACCGUGUUCCUCAAUCCCUUGUUGCGUUUAACGUUUUGAACUACUCUGAUGAGUUGAAAACCAUGUUGAAAACACGGACUGCUAUCAAGCCAGGAGAUGAGAUAGAAUGUGAGAUUAGGGGGAUGAGUAUUUAUGGGUGUGACCAGAUAGUGGGGCAGGUGGAGCAUAUGGCCAGGGAAGAGGGGACGGAGGUUGAGGUUAAUGCUAUACUUGUUGAUUAUUUCUUGUGGGAGUGGGCUAGGGAUAAUCGGCUCCUGGUUGAUGAGCUGCCUUUUCAUAGGACUAGAACUUUUUAUUACUAA
Molecule: messenger RNA, 1045 nt
Organism: Bolinopsis microptera
Lineage: Eukaryota; Metazoa; Ctenophora; Tentaculata; Lobata; Bolinopsidae
Product: queuosine 5'-phosphate N-glycosylase/hydrolase-like
Source: RefSeq, a predicted model, not a curated record